CUUUACCUCGACAGCAUGUGCUCGGUGCCGGCACUAAAGCUAAAUAUACAAAUCCACCAGAAUGGCCAGCUGCCGUUCUCCGCUGGUGAGCAUGCAGCACAUGUCUGCUUCGCGCUGUCCGGGCUGCUGUCUGGUGUAAGACAAACCCUCCUUGCAGAUGUGUCUUUUGUCACAAGUUAUUCUGGGAAGAUAAACCUCACCCGCUGGCUUGUACAGGGCAGUGCUUCAGGAUUUAAAGCCGCGCUGUCCAGGACAAUCCGCAAUGCUGCUGCUCCAGGAGGCUUGGCGAGACGGGACGGGACGGGACGGGACGCCAAGGCUGCAGAAUCUUUCAAAGCAGACACAGUCCAGCAUGCCAAACUGGGGAGGAGGAGCCAAAUGUGCAGCCUGCGAGAAGACUGUUUACCAUGCAGAAGAAAUGCAGUGCAACGGGAGAAGCUUCCACAAAACGUGCUUCAUCUGCAAUUAAAGCCUCAGAAACCCACCAGCAACCCAACAUCGGGUAAAUUUGCACAGAAGUUCGGCGGUGCAGAGAGAUGUUCUCGGUGCUCCAAAUCCGUCUACGCUGCUGAGAGAGUCAUGGGAGCUGGCAAGCCUUGGCAUAAAAGCUGCUUUCGCUGUGCUCUCUGUGGGAAAAGCCUGGAAUCUACAACUGUGACAGAUAAAGAUGGAGAAAUCUACUGUAAGGUCUGCUACGCAAAGAACUUUGGUCCCAAAGGAAUGGGUCUUGGGAAUCUUGGAACUGCUGAAUAGAAGGAUUGAACUCCUCAGUGCGCAGUUGUGCCACAAGUUGUUUUGUACAAAUCCAGUCAAAAUAUGUAUCACUGUAAACCUCUGUAUGCAAUAAGAACCAUACAGAUCUGUAAACAUUCAAUAUUUAUUAAAAAGAUUCCAAAAUUGC
This is a messenger RNA of Polypterus senegalus (gray bichir), 901 nucleotides long. RefSeq names its product cysteine and glycine-rich protein 3 (cardiac LIM protein) (gene csrp3). Gene Ontology annotation, biological process: sarcomere organization; muscle tissue development. NCBI's taxonomy places the organism in Eukaryota, Metazoa, Chordata, Cladistia, Polypteriformes, Polypteridae. Gene Ontology annotation, cellular component: cytoplasm; nucleus; Z disc. The record is from RefSeq and is a predicted model, not a curated record. The transcript is spliced from 5 exons. Gene Ontology annotation, molecular function: actinin binding; structural constituent of muscle. Bases 16 to 753 code for a protein of 245 amino acids.